ACUUGCAUUCAGUGCAGCUCUUGAUUCGUCAGGGCUGCCUGUCUACGGGAGUCGGCUUUUUUCGCCUAGCUGUUUUACAGAUGUUUUCGCGGUCGGACGGCUUCAUACAUUGAUGUCACAUUCCUACAGUGAAAGGCAGGACUAGCAGUGUCAUGGCUGCCGAUGACAGGUCCUCGUCCUCAUCCUCGGCGGACUGGAGCGUCGAGCCGCCCGUCUCCUCACCCACGAGCCCCUCCCACCUGACGCACUUCAAACCACUGACUCCGGAGCAGGACGACCCCCCCCUCCGCUCCGCCUACAGCUCGUUUGUCAACCUGUUUCGUUUCAACAACAAAGAGGAUGGACGUUCUCCCUCAACGGUGUCAGAGAAGCCGGAUGCUCCGUCCCCUUCACCUCAAUCAGAGAGGAGGAGCUGGUCCACAAGUCCAACCCAGUCCCUCUACAGUUCCAGGGUGCACCGAAAACAGCAGCCAGACCUCCUCCGACGUACCUCCACCGCCUCAGAUGGCAGCAGGAAGUCGGACACCCCUCUCAGUAAUCACGACCCUCGCACAGCUGUGCAACUCCGCACCGCACUGAAGAGGUUGAAAGAAAUAAUGGAGGGAAAGAGCCAGGACAGCGAUCUGAAGCAGUACUGGAUGCCGGACAGCCAGUGCAAGGAGUGCUACGACUGCAACGAGAAGUUCACCACCUUCCGCCGCCGCCACCACUGCCGCCUGUGCGGCCAGAUCUUCUGCAGCCGCUGCUGCAACCAGGAAAUCCCCGGGAGGUUCAUGGGCUACACCGGAGAUCUUCGGGCCUGUACGUACUGCCGUAAGAUCGCGCUGAGCUACGCUCACUCGGCCGACUCGUGCUCCAUCGGGGAGGACCUGAGCGCCUUGUCCGACUCCACCGGCUCUGUGUGUGUGCUGGAGCCCAGCGAGCCUCGCACACCUGUGGGCGGACGGAAGUCCAGCAGGAACAUCUUCCUCGAGGAAGACCUGACCUGGCAGAGAAAAACUCCUAUCGGGAUGAGAAAGAACAUGAUUCACCAGGAGCAGCAGAACAGCGGGCUGACCUCCAGACUGACGGCGCGGCAAGAAGACGUCGGCAAGUCGCCGGCUCGGAAGAGGUCCGCCAGCGUGACCAACCUGCCGCUGGACCGCGCCGGCUCCUCCAUGGCGCCCUCCUACGACAGCGCAGUCAGCCCGCCGACCAGCCGGGGCAUGUCGGGCGCCAAGAGUGGCACCAAGCUGGACCACAGCGAGGAGGAGAGGAAGAUCCUACUGGACUCCUCCCAGCUGAAGGACUUGUGGAAGAAGAUCUGCCACAACAGCACAGGGAUGGAGUUCCAGGACCACAGAUAUUGGCUGAGGACCUACCCCAACUGCAUUGUGGGAAAAGAGCUGGUCAACUGGCUGCUGAGGAACGGCACCAUCUCCACCAGGGCACAGGCUAUCGCCAUAGGCCAGGCUCUAGUGGACGGUCGCUGGCUGGACUGCGUCACGCACCACGACCAGCUGUUCAGGGACGAGUACGCCCUCUACCGCCCCCUGCAGAACACGGAGUUCUCGGAGACGCCGUCCCCAGACAGCGACAGCGUGAACUCCGUGGAGGGACAUUCAGAGCCGUCCUGGUUCAAGGACAUUAAGUUUGAUGACAGCGACACGGAGCAGCUGGCGGAUGAGAGCGAGUAUGCCAUGCCGAACUCAGCCAGUCCCAGCAAGAGGACGUCCGUCAGCAGCUCCCAGUCAGUGGUGGACAGUGACUCAGCUGCUUCCAUCAACCUCAACAUGGAGCAGAACAAUGUCAACUUCCACAUCAAGAAACAGUCCAAGUAUCCACAUGUGCCUUCUGCAGCUGACCAGAAAGCUGAAUUCCAUCCGUCCGAGGAUGGAGGACAGAAUAUUGUCAUAAGUGACGCCUUCAUCAAAGAGUCUCUGUUCAACCGCCGCGUGGAGGAGAAGGCCAAAGAGAUGCUGUUCACUCCGCUGGGUUGGCACCACAGCUCUCUGGAUCAGCUGCGAGAGGAGAACGGAGAGAAGAAGGCCAUGGAGAGGCUGCUCUCUGCCAACCACAGCCACAUGAUGGCGCUGCUGCAGCAGCUGCUCUACAGCGAGUCUCUGUCUCUGUCCUGGCGGGACAUCAUCGUCCCCGUGGUCCGACAGGUGGUCCAGACGGUGCGGCCCGACGUUCGCAACUGUGACGACGACAUGGACAUCCGCCAGCUGGUCCACAUCAAGAAGAUCUCUGGAGGCAGGAAGUUUGACUCGACGGUGGUGAACGGCUUCGUGUGCACCAAGAACAUCGCCCACAAGAAGAUGAACUCCCACAUCAAGAACCCCAAAAUCCUGCUCCUGAAGUGCUCCAUAGAGUAUCUAUACAGGGAGGAGUCCAAGUUUUCCUGCAUCGACCCCAUUGUGCUGCAGGAGCGAGAGUUUUUGAAGAACUACGUGCAGCGGAUAGUCGACGUCCGUCCUACGCUGGUGUUGGUGGAGAGGACCGUGUCUCGCAUUGCUCAGGACAUGCUGCUGGAGCACGGCAUCACCCUGGUCAUCAACGUCAAAGCGCAAGUCCUGGAGCGGGUGAGUCGUAUGACCCAGGGAGACCUGGUGAUGUCCAUGGACCAGCUCCUCACCAAACCCCGUCUGGGAACCUGCCUCAAGUUCUUCAUGCAGCCCUUCACGCUGGCCAACGACGAGGCAAAGACUCUGAUGUUCUUUGAGGGCUGCCCUCCCCACCUGGGAUGCUCGAUAAAGCUGCGAGGAGCCUCCGACUACGAGCUGGCCCGCGUGAAGGAGAUCAUAAUGCUGAUGGUGUGCGUGGCCUACCACUCCCAGCUGGAGAUCUCGUUCCUCAUGGACGAGUUUGCCAUGCCGCCCAGUUUGGCCCAGAGCACCUCAUUCCCCUGCCUGCUGGAGGGCACGUCUGCGGAGGAGGAAGCGGAGGAGGAGAAGGGAGAGGAGAAGGGAGAGGAGGAGGAGGAGGGGGAGGAGGAGGAGGAGGAGGAGGAGGAGGAGGAGAAGGAAGAGACGAGUGAAGGGAGCCUGGAGAAAACCGUAGUUCCCGAAGACUCGGCGCUGGGAGGAGGAACUGAGGAGGAGGGGCUUCCCGUCGAGUCCUCCCCCAAAACCGGAGACGUUGACACUUUUCGGGAGAAACAUUUUGCCGACUCGUCCUCCCCUGUCCGGGACGGGGGGGGCGGUAACAUGGUGAAAAUGACCUCCACGCCGUUCUCCAGUCCCAUUGCACUGCAUCCUCAGUGCGUCCCGCCUCCCUUCCUCUUGGAGGAGGACCAGGAGAUGGACUCCGAUACGCUCAUCAUGGCGCCUGGGGGGGAGGCCGCGGAGGAGGGGAGCCCAGAAGCCAGGGAGGGGAGCCUGGCCAAGGGGGACUCACGCGACCCGGCUCCCCCCGCCCGGUCCUUCAGAGACCCCCUGCAGGAUGACACGGGGAUGUUUGUGGCCGAGCAGGUGGAUUCAUCCGAUGACCGUCUGAAGUCCAUCUCCGCUGGCUUCAAGCAGGAGCUCAAGGAGAUCAUCCUGUGCAUCUCCCCCUUCAUCACCUUCAAAGAGCCGUUCCUCCUCACGCCUGCCGGCAUGCACUGCCCCAGCAGGGAUUACUUUCCAGAGCAGGUCUACCUUUCUCCCCUCCUCAACAAGGACUACAAGGAACUGGACGGGCGGCGUAAGCGGCAGCUCCUCAAGGACUCCGCCCCCUCCGCUCUGGUUAGCGGGCAGGCCAACGGCGCCUUCCAGCCCAAACCCGUCAGCGUCCUGCCCUCGCACGGCCUCACCAGCACCCGCAUCGUGGAGCCGCUGAGCGGCAGCCAAGACCUGGCCAAGAUGCUGGCCGACUACAGGGCGAAGGGGGGCCGCAUCCCCCAGAGGGACGCCGCCGACCCCUUCUGCGCCGCCACGCCCGUCGGCGCGCAGAGCAAGGCGCCGGACGCCCCGCCGAGGCCGCCGGCGAGGGCCGACAGCGAGGAGGAGAGGCCGGGCAGACUGACCGAUGUCAGCUGGGCGCCAAAGCUGGACUGCCUGAACCCCGUCAACCACCAGAGACUGUGUGUGCUCUUCAGCAGCUCGUCCGCUCAGUCCUGCAACGCGCCCAACCCCUGCGUCAGCCCCUGGAUCGUCACCAUGGACUUUUAUGGCAAGAACGACCUGUCCCUCGGCGUGUUCUUGGAGCGGUACUGUUUCCGGCCGUCCUACCACUGCCCCAGCAUGUUCUGCGAGACUCCCAUGGUGCACCACGUGCGGCGGUUCGUGCACGGCAGCGGCUGCGUGCAGAUCGUGUUGAAGGAGCUGGACUCCCCCGUGCCCGGUUACCAGCACACCAUCCUCAACUACUCGUGGUGCCGCGUCUGUAAACAGGUGACGCCCGUGGUGCCGCUGUCCAACGACUCGUGGUCCAUGUCUUUCGCCAAGUACCUGGAGCUCCGCUUCUACGGGCACCAGUACUCCCGCAGGGCCAACGCGGAGCCCUGCGGCCACUCCAUCCACAAGGACUACCACCAGUACUUCUCAUACAACCAGAUGGUGGCUUCCUUCAGCUACACGACCGUACGCCUGUUAGAGAUUUGUCUUCCUCGGCCCAAGAUCUUCAUCAGGAACCUGGGACCUUCUAAGACCAACCUGCAGCAGGACCUGAAGGACUUCACUCAAAAGGUGACGCAGGUGUACCUGGCCAUAGACGACCGCCUCACCUCCCUGAAGACCGACACCUUCAGUAAGACGCGAGAGGAAAAGAUGGAGGACCUCUUUGCUCAGAAAGACAUGGAGGAGGCGGAGCUGCGGAGCUGGAUUGAUAAACUACAGGUGCGACUGCAGGCCUGCGCGCUGAAUUCCCCUCAGCAGGUGCAGGCGGUGCUGGAGUCGCUGGUGAUGAAGAAACAGGCUCUGUGCGAGAUGCUGCAGUCCUGGAACGGCAGGCUGCAGGAGUUGUUCCAGCAGGAGAAAGGCAGGAAGCGUCUGUCCGUCCCUCCGAGUCCGGGACGCCACCGGCAGACGCCCGUCGACGACAGCAAGUGUACCCUGGACUCCUCCCCCCGCAACCCCUCGCCUGUGAUACAGAACGGGGACAAAGAGGACCGACACCUGUGCAUCCUGUCCUCCUCCUCCUCCUCCAUGCUGCCGUCACCAGGAGAUCCUGGAGCCGAAGCUUCCACCCCGGUGCCCUCCUUCACUGAGCAGGACUCGCUCAGCAUCCCAGAGGAUGUGUUUGAUGGACACUUGCUGGGCUCCACUGACAGCCAGGUGAAGGAGAAGUCCACCAUGAAGGCCAUCCUCGCCAACUUCCUGCCCGGCAACAGCUACAACCCCAUCCCCUUCCCGUUCGACCCGGACAAACACUACCUGAUGUACGAGCACGAGCGGGUUCCCAUCGCCGUGUGCGAGCGAGAGCCCAGCUCCAUCAUCGCCUUCGCCCUCAGCUGUAAGGAGUACAAAACGUCGCUGGACGAUCUGUCGAAGGCGUCCAACGCGGGCGGAGACGAGGUCCCGCAGGCCGCCAGCGGCGGGGAGAGUCGGACGAAGAGCAGCCCGGCCCGGCCCGGCGAGUCGGCCUCGUCCCAGCAGAGCCGCAGCAGCGUGGAGACGGAUCCCCUCAAGGAUCCGGAGCUGGGGGACAAACAGAAGAAGCAGACGCUGAAUCCACACGUUGAGCUGCAAUUCUCUGACGCCAACGCGCGGUUCUACUGUCGCAUCUACUACGCCGAGGAGUUCCACAAGAUGCGAGAGGAGAUCAUGGAGAGCACGGAGGAGGACUUUGUCCGCUCGCUGUCCCACUGCGUCAACUGGCAGGCCCGCGGAGGAAAGUCUGGAGCCGUGUUCUACGCAACAGAAGACGACCGGUUCAUCCUGAAGCAGAUGCCCCGACUGGAGGUCCAGUCCUUCCUGGACUUUGCGCCUCACUACUUCACCUACAUCACCGGAGCCGUGCAGCAGAAACGGCCCACGGCGCUGGCCAAGAUUCUGGGAGUUUACAGGAUCGGAUACAAGAACUCUCAGAACAACACGGAGAAGAAGCUGGACCUGCUGGUGAUGGAGAAUCUCUUCUAUGGACGCAAGAUGGCUCAAGUGUUUGACCUCAAAGGCUCCCUGAGGAACCGCAACGUGAAGACGGACUCGGGGAAGGAGAGCUGCGAGGUGGUGCUGCUGGACGAGAACCUCCUGAAGCUGGUCCACGACAACCCGCUGUACAUCCGCUCCCACUGCAAGGCCAUCCUGCGCGCCGCCAUACACAGCGACGCCUACUUCCUGUCCAGCCACCUGAUCAUCGACUACUCGCUGCUGGUGGGGCGCGACGACGCCACCGACCAGCUGGUGGUCGGGAUCAUCGAUUACAUCAGGACGUUCACCUGGGACAAGAGGCUGGAGAUGGUCGUCAAAUCCACCGGAAUCCUGGGAGGUCAAGGCAAGAUGCCCACCGUGGUCUCUCCGGAGCUCUACAGGUCCCGCUUCUGCGAGGCCAUGGACAAAUACUUCCUCAUGGUGCCGGACCACUGGACCGGCCUGGGGGUCAACUGCUGAGCGAGUGUGUGUGCGAGUAUAGACACACACACACACACACACACACACACAGUGGCCUGAACACAAGCACACUGGACGCUGUAAAUGUUUGUUUGGACUACCGCUCCCUGCAGGCAAAUCAAAUCUUUUUUUUUUUUUUUUUUUUUUUUUUUUUCAUACUCAUUUCAGUGAUCUCAGAUGUUAUUUUAUCGCCCCGCGAGGUCCCGACGUGUUUCAUGGAAGGUUCGUUUCAUUCAAAGAGGACCUGCUGAGAACAUUCCGUGUACUAGAUGUAAAACAAACCAUGUAAUUUAAUGUUUGUAAAUGUACAGAGAUUAUGUAGCUAUUAAAGAGUAUUAACUAUGGUUUAUUAAAGGAGCUGUGUGUUGUUG
Messenger RNA from Pungitius pungitius (ninespine stickleback), 6883 nucleotides. It is a transcript of the gene pikfyve, whose product is annotated as phosphoinositide kinase, FYVE finger containing. Gene Ontology annotation, biological process: phagosome-lysosome fusion; intracellular signal transduction; neutrophil chemotaxis. The coding region runs from base 153 to 6512 and encodes 2119 amino acids. The transcript is spliced from 43 exons. Gene Ontology annotation, molecular function: 1-phosphatidylinositol-3-phosphate 5-kinase activity; ATP binding; 1-phosphatidylinositol-5-kinase activity. Gene Ontology annotation, cellular component: cytoplasmic vesicle; vesicle membrane. The record is from RefSeq and is a predicted model, not a curated record. NCBI's taxonomy places the organism in Eukaryota, Metazoa, Chordata, Actinopteri, Perciformes, Gasterosteidae.